Heterostelium album PN500 is the source of this 933-nucleotide messenger RNA. RefSeq names its product 2OG-Fe(II) oxygenase family protein. The record is from RefSeq and is a predicted model, not a curated record. The transcript is spliced from 4 exons. Gene Ontology annotation, biological process: peptidyl-proline hydroxylation to 4-hydroxy-L-proline. Gene Ontology annotation, cellular component: endoplasmic reticulum. Gene Ontology annotation, molecular function: iron ion binding; L-ascorbic acid binding; procollagen-proline 4-dioxygenase activity. Bases 1 to 933 code for a protein of 310 amino acids. NCBI's taxonomy places the organism in Eukaryota, Evosea, Eumycetozoa, Acytosteliales, Acytosteliaceae.
AUGUCAGCAGAUGCCAGUAGUGUCAAUACAUUGAUUAAUGAAUUCUCAUUGAAUAAUGAUUAUUUCGACCCAACAAUAUUGGUUCAAUCGAAAAUCGAGUAUAUAGAUGGAGGUAUUAUCAUUGAUAAUGUCUUGUCAGAGGAAGAGUGCCGUUUGAUCGUUGAGAAGAUGUUUCAUGAAGAGUCAGCACAGGCAGCUGCACUUCCAAAGACACCGGUGCUCUGGCGUGGCUGGUCAGACAACAGUGGCGAUGAAUAUAAGAAACUCGGUGUCAGAGUCAUCCGGACAUCCGAUCAACUGGCAUCGACGCUCACCGCACGUCUCUGGCAUUUCCUGCCACGCGAAAUGACAACGUUUUCGCCGUCUCUCCAGAAGCAACAACUUCACAGUCUCACCGGGUUGUCGCGUCGUCACAGAUUCAUCCGCUACGAUCAGGGUGCCAAUUUCCCGACCCACAUGGACGGACCCUACAUUCACAGUGACAGCGAGAAGAGUUUCCUCACCUGUCUGUUCUUCUUGAACAACCAAGCGUUAGAGUAUGACGGUGGUGAACUCUCAUUCGUAGAGACAGUCGACCAGAAUGAGCCACUGGGUGGCGGUGCAGCCAGCAACUACACCACGAAAACAAUUACCUCUGUCCAGCCCAAAACAGGAAGAGUCGUCAUUUUCCCACACAAAAUACUUCACACCAGUUCACCUAUCACAAGAGGUCAGAAAUUCCUCAUUAGAAAUGACAUUAUAAAUGAUUCUUUUAAUCAAAAAGAUAUGAAUAGAUCUUUAGAUAAUAAUAGUAUUCUUAACAAUAAUAGUAAUAUUGAACCUACUACUUCUACUACUAUUACUAUCUCUAGAUAUCAAAACACUUGCCUCAAUCAACACACACAAGCACAUCAUAACAUAACACAAUAUUCACCAAGUCAGUUUCAAUAUUGA